Molecule: messenger RNA, 1959 nt
Organism: Macadamia integrifolia
Lineage: Eukaryota; Viridiplantae; Streptophyta; Magnoliopsida; Proteales; Proteaceae
Product: tRNA pseudouridine(38/39) synthase
Exons: 16
Coding region: 157-1611 (484 amino acids)
Biological process (GO): tRNA pseudouridine synthesis; mRNA pseudouridine synthesis
Cellular component (GO): nucleus; cytoplasm
Molecular function (GO): pseudouridine synthase activity; RNA binding
Source: RefSeq, a predicted model, not a curated record
UCAUAAUUAACUUCUCUUACAUCCAAACGGAGCCCACAACUCACAAGAAGUAAAAUUUCGAACGCGGCUGCUCAGCCUGCUCCACUCUGGCCCCGUGCUGGACGCCUGCUACACUUUUACUCUCUCAGACUUCCAGUAGCAACGACAGCAGCAAUAAUGGCGGGAAGGGAAGGUGUUCUACACAGUGAAGUCUUCGAUCCUCAGAUUGAAAGAUUGGAAGGGGAAGACCUCAUGAUUGAGUUGCAAUCUCAACUUAAAUCUCUACGAAGCAGAGUCAAGGAAUUGGAGCUCGAAAACGCAAGAUUAUCUCAGCUUUCAAAUUGUCGGUGCCAGAAGAUACAGGAGUCUCCUGAACUUUCUGCUGUAUCAUCUGACAUUUCAGUUGAGGACAUAGCGCAAUCGACUGCUGGUGUUGGUAUAGUUGGAGUAGUUUUACCCCAAGAACAUUGCAGAGAAGAAGGCAUAUAUACAAGAGGGAAGGGGGGAACCAAAACUGUUGAUGUGAAUAAGAAGAAGAAAUCAAAAGAGGAAACAAUAGCAGGUUGCGACACGGGGAUCAUGCGUCACCAUGCUAGGAGAUAUGUUGCUCUAAAGAUUAUGUACUUUGGUCAAAGGUUUCAUGGUUUUUCUUUGGAGGGACAAAUGGAUCCAACUGUCGAGUCUGAAUUUUUCAAGGCACUCAAGCAAACAAAGCUUUUGAUUGGUGAGAGAGAGGAGUUACAGUACUCAAGGUGUGGUAGGACUGACAAGGGUGUUUCAUCUGUCGGACAGGUUGUGUCUUUAUUUUUACGAUCAAACCUUAAGGACAUCAAGUUUCUUACAAAUUAUGAGGAAAAUGCUCCAAAAGAAAGAUGUGAAGAGGAAAUUGAUUAUGUGAGGGUCCUGAACAGAGUCCUUCCUAAAGAUAUCCGAGUUAUAAGCUGGUGUCCUGCUCCUAUUGAUCUCCAUGCAAGGUUCAGCUGUUUGAGCAGGGAGUACAAGUACCUUUUCUGGAGGGAAAAUCUUGACAUAUCAGCAAUGGAGGUAGCUGGUAAAAAAUUUAUAGGGGAACAUGACUUCAGGAACUUUUGCAAGAUGGAUGCAGUCAAUGUUCACAACUACAAGCGCAAUAUCUUAUCAUUUGAAAUUUCAUCUUGCAAUGAAAGGUCAGAAGAUGAUCAAAUAUGGGCAAUGACAAUUAAAGGUAGUUCCUUUCUAUGGCACCAGGUCAGAUGCAUGGUCGCUGUGCUGUUUAUGAUUGGUGAAGGUCUUGAAUCCCCUAGUGUAAUUGAUAUUUUGCUUGACACAAGCAAGACACUAAGGAAACCUCAGUACGUCAUGGCACCUGAGCUUCCGUUGAUUCUUUAUUCCUGUGAAUUCCAUGACUUGAGCUUUGUUUGUUCUCCUGAUGCAAAGAAGACUUUGUAUGAGCACUUGAAACAUGAAUUUCAAAAUUAUAGACUCAAGGCUUCCAUCUUUCAUACAGCACUGCUAAGUUGCUCUUCUGCAAUGACCGAUAGGAGUCCCUUGGGGUAUGCUAAGAAGAAAAAGGCAGUCCAUGUUCCUCUGAUGUCACGGCCAACUGAGCCAUCUUAUGAAGAGCGGCGAGCCAAACUGAAAUCGAGAAAGUAAUUGUAUGAGUGGGUGGUAGCGGAACGUAAGUGUCUCUAUGCAUCCUUUAAAGAUCUAACGAAGCUCCACUUCUUCUUCACCACAUGGAUCAUUUCCGCCGAUGCCACUGCAUCUCUUUCCCUCUCGCUAGAAGCUGGGAAGAAUGCUAUUUACUAAUCAAUUGUUCAGAACUGGUUACAUUGGGAACCUCAAGUCUGCCAUGAGUUGUGAUUAUGUGAAGAAUUAAAAGUUUAUUGCAAUUCUUUUGUAGGUCACCGAAACCAGAUUUUUAUUGAAAUGAUGAUUGAUGUAUUUUACUUGGAUUUAUUGAAUAAAAGCCACAUGGAUCUUUGAGUGUUGGAUCUCUAA